CCUCAGGAAGCACCUGAGCUACCUAGUACCUACUAGGUAGGUUUGGAUUAGACCCGAGGAGAAAUCGCGGGGUCUGUCAUCCUCAUGGUUGCUCGGCGAACAUUCACCUGCCCGACGUCGGCCUUUUAAAAACUGCGGCCGAGUCUCAAAUUUCGGUUCUUUUCUUUUCUUUUUCUUUUCUCGCGGUUCAGUCCUCGUUCUCUGCCCCUUUCCUUGCCUCUUCUUCAGUCAAACGGUAGUUGUCUGCUCUUCUAUCCAGUAUGUCUCAUGUCAAAGAGGACAGGCCCUCACGGGCAGUCCAGCAUCAUGUUUCGGACGAAGACGAUUUACCGUCAAUGAGCGUCGGAAAAUACCUGAUAACUCGAAUCCCAACCCUGGUACCUGCUAUGAACCCUGCUCCGAAUCCCAUCAAGGCCCUUACUCUGCUCAGUGGCAAGCAAUGGCUCUUCUUUGGUGUCGCCUUCUUUGGUUGGACGUGGGAUGCCUUCGAUUUCUUCACCGUAUCCUUGACGACCACUCAGCUCGCAGAGGCCUUCGACAAGUCAGUCACAGAUAUCACCUGGGGCAUCACCCUCGUGCUGAUGCUCCGCUCCGUGGGAGCGAUCGCCUUCGGCAUCGCUGCCGACCGAUGGGGCCGUAAAUGGCCUUUCAUUGUCAACAACAUCAUGUUCAUUGUGCUGGAGCUGGGAACAGGUUUCUGUAAUACAUAUCGUGAGUUCCUGGCUUGUCGCGCUCUCUUUGGGAUUGCUAUGGGGGGUCUAUACGGCAACGCCGCGGCUACUGCGCUUGAAGAUUGUCCAAUGGAGGCGCGUGGUAUUGUAUCCGGUUUACUCCAGCAAGGCUAUGCGUUUGGAUAUCUGCUGGCGACGGCUUUUGCACGCGGAUUGGUUGACACGACCUCGCACGGUUGGAGACCUUUGUAUUGGUUCGGCGCAUGCCCUCCGGUCCUCAUCAUCAUCUACCGGCUCUGCCUGCCGGAGACAGAUGCUUUCAUCGAACGCCAGAGGACUCGAAACUCUGUCCGGGGUGGAGUGACAUCGACUUUCUUGUCGGAGGGCCGGGCAGCUUUGAAGCGACACUGGUUGCUGCUGAUCUAUCUCGUUCUGCUCAUGGCGGGCUUCAACUUCAUGUCUCAUGGCUCGCAAGAUCUGUAUCCGACCAUGCUCAAGAGCCAGUUUGGCUUCUCGGCUGAUGCGGUCACUGUCACCCAAGUCGUCGCCAACCUGGGCGCAUUGACGGGAGGCACCCUGUGCGGCUGGGCGAGUCAGAUCUUCGGCCGACGAUUCUCGAUCAUUGUGAUCAGUGUCGUCGGCGGUGCCCUCCUCUACCCGUACACUUUUGUUACCUCGACCAAUGUCAUGGCCGCCGCCUUCUUCGAGCAAUUCUGCGUGCAGGGCGCUUGGGGUGUCAUUCCCAUUCAUCUGAUGGAGCUGUCUCCAGGCUCAAUCCGCACCUUCGCGGUGGGUACAGCCUACCAGCUCGGCAACCUAGUGUCGUCAGCCAGUUCCACGAUCGAGUCAACGAUCGGAGAACGGUUCCCUCUGCCACCUUCAGCCACUGGAGCCAAGCGCUACCAGUACGGCAAGGUGAUCUGCAUCUUCAUGGGGUGUGUGUUCGCUUAUGUGAUCUUGGUGACAUUCUUGGGCCCGGAGCGGUUGGGACGUCAGUUCGAUGUGGCACAUGAUGCGGACAUGGCGGAAGUGACGGCGCAUCACGGCAAGGACGGUGAAGUUGUUGAGAGUGACCCAGAGAAGGGUACCGUGCGGACCUUAGAGGGUUGAAGCACGCAGUGAAAAGACUUUUACACUACAGUGCGAGAUCUACGAUGUGAUGAUUUAGCGUUCGGAAUUUAUGGACGGCAUUAUGCUUGGAUAUCAUGACUGGAACGGCUUCCGAGACCUAGCAUGUAUGGCCAUACAUAUUGAUUCUUAAUGUCUCCCUCGUUUACCGGAGGAGAAAUAAUGCAAGUAUAACUAUGUAAGAUUCAAGCUUCGAAUUGAACAAGAACUUUGAAGGAAUGAUUUGGUAAUGUUG
This is a messenger RNA of Aspergillus fijiensis CBS 313.89, 2034 nucleotides long. RefSeq names its product sugar transporter family protein. Gene Ontology annotation, biological process: plasma membrane lactate transport. The coding region runs from base 261 to 1781 and encodes 506 amino acids. The transcript has 3 exons. The record is from RefSeq and is a predicted model, not a curated record. NCBI's taxonomy places the organism in Eukaryota, Fungi, Ascomycota, Eurotiomycetes, Eurotiales, Aspergillaceae. Gene Ontology annotation, cellular component: plasma membrane. Gene Ontology annotation, molecular function: secondary active monocarboxylate transmembrane transporter activity.